GUGCUCCCGGAGCUGGGCGGGGCGCAGCCCAUGUGGUUCGGGCGGGAGGCGCCGGGACGUGGCCAGCUGCCUGCCUGCCUGCGGGGGAGAGCCUGGCGCGAGCCAGCCGCCCUGCUUCCUGCGCGCUGCUUGGCCCCAUCAUCCAACCUUGCCCCGGCGCCCCGACCUGACGCCGCCCUGCUUCGUCGCCCUUUCUCUCCCAGGUGCUGGACCAGGGACUGAGCGUUCCCCGGAGAGGGUCCGGUGUGACCCCAACAAGAAGCAGAAAUGGGGAAGAAACUGGAUCUUUCCAAGCUCACUGAUGAAGAGGCCCAGCACGUCUUGGAAGUUGUUCAACGAGACUUUGACCUCCGAAGGAAAGAAGAGGAAAGACUAGAGGGGUUGAAGGGCAAGAUUAAGAAGGAAAGCUCCAAGAGGGAGCUGCUUUCCGACACUGCCCAUCUGCAGGAGACCCACUGUGCCCACUGCCUGCAGCCCUACCGGCUGUUCGUGAACAGCAAAAGGCAGUGCCUGGAAUGUGGCCUCUUCACCUGCAAAAGCUGUGGCUGCCUCGACCCGGAGGAGCAGGCCUGGCUCUGUGACCCCUGCCAUCUGGCCAGAGUUGUGAAGAUUGGCUCACUGGAGUGGUACUAUGAGCACGUGAAAGCCCGCUUCAAGAGGUUCGGAAGUGCCAAAGUGAUCCGGUCCCUCCGUGGGCGGCUGCAGAGUGGAGACUGGCUGUCCUUGGGUGGAGUCAUGCAGGUAUCUAUUGCAGCGGGGCCUGAGCCAGUCUCCAAAGAGAGAAGUGAAGACAGCGAGCAGACGGAUGACGAUGGAGAGCAGGACUCAGAGGCCCAGGCCCAGCCCCUUGGCAGCAAAAAAAAGCGCCUCCUCUCCAUCCGUGACUUUGACUUCGAAGGAGACUCAGAUGACUCCAGUCAGCCUCAAGAUCACUCCCUGCACCUGCCCUCAGUCCCAGCGACCAUGGACAGCCUGCAGUCCCUCACAGAUGAGUCCUGCUCAGAGAAGGCAGUCCUCCAGAAGGCUGAGGGCCUGGAGGAGGCUGACACUGGGGCCUCUGGGUACCAUCCCCGUCCAGAAGAGCAGCCGACACACAUCUCGCCUUCCGGACACGGCGCCCUCGCUGAGCUCUCCCUGCCUGGAGGCUCCCGCGGGCUGGCCCUGGGGACUGCCGCUGCACUAGGGCCAAAUGUCAUCAGGAAGGAGCAGCUGCCCCCGCAGUACUUGGCCGACGUGGAUACCUCUGACGAGGAAGGCAUCUGGGCUCACAUGGCGGCCUCCCAUCAUUCCAAGCGGAGAGGCCGGACGUCCUCUGAGAGUCAGGGUGUAGGUGCUGGGGUGUGCACGGAGGCCAACGUGGAGGAGGAGACCCUGAGGAGGAAGCUGGAGGAGCUGACCAGCAACGUCAGUGAUGAGGGGGUGUCCUCCGAGGAAGAGGAGACCAAGGACAGAAAGGCAGAGCCUGACAGGGGCACCUCAGUUGAGACCCUCUGCCACGCAGACUUAGAGGUGGGCAUGGCUGCCCAUCAAACCAACAGACAGGAAAAGGGCCGCCAGGGCCCCGAGGACCCCGUCCAGCACAACAGGACCACAGAUGAGGAGCUGUCGGAGCUGGAGGACAGAGUGGCAGUGACGGCCUCAGAAGUCCGGCAGGCAGAGAGCGAGGUUUCAGACAUCGAAUCCAGGAUUGCAGCCCUGAGGGCCGCCGGGCUCACAGUGAAGCCCUCGGGAAGACCCCGGAGGAGGUCAAACCUCCCGAUAUUUCUCCCUCGAGUGGCUGGGAAAGUUGGAAAGAGACCAGAGGAUCCAAAUGGAGACCCUUCGAAUGAGGCCAAGGUAUGUGUUACUGCAUCCAAGCCCCAGACACCGCACGAAGGUGGAAGACCACACCCCUUUCCAGCAGUGUGGCGAGUCCACGGGGUGGCAGAGCUGCAAUGUCCGCACAGCUGCCCACACAGCUGCCAUGCCCUCACAAUUGCCACAAGGCCGUGGCAACUCCCGUGGGUUGGCUUCCUCCGGGGCACACACUGAGCUGGGUUUGCGUUGAUGCAUUUGUUGAAAAUCCAAGAAAGCCCAGUAGCGGGGCUGGGAAAGUGAGACAGGAAAGGAAGGAGGCCAGCAGUCAAUGCGAAGCAAACCCACACAGGCUGACUGUGGCUCAGUCCUCCUGGGGGCUCUGGAGACUACGCCACCCAGGAGUGAGGUCACCGGCACUUAGCCCUUCCACACCCGUCAGUCCCGAGUAAGAGCCAGGCCCUGGGCCACAUACAUUCCCAGGCACUUCUGCCCUUCCCUGAACAGGCACAGCGGGCCCGUGGCCUGGGGACUUCCUCCAUCUGGGAGACUUAGGCGCUGGCUGCCACAGGUGAAAAUAUCCAGGAGCCAGUGUGCACGAAAAUGGCACAGGGAGUUGGGGGCUGUGGGCAGGACCCACGGACGCAAUGCACAGAGGGCAGAGCCAGCCUGGGAGGGAGAAGCUCCCUGCAUUUAGGUGGGGUGGUUAGGAGUAAGAUGAGGCAUACCGUGGCCAGUGCCCCAGGAGGAGUGGGCUUCAGCUUCAAGCCCUACCUGCAGCCCAGCCCCAUAGGGAGCCUUGAGGAACAUCUGGCCACUCCUCGUCACAAUCCUGGCAGCUCCUCACAGUGACACGCAGUGUUUUUAAAAGUCUGUCUUUCUCUAUGGUGUUUACAGCACCUAGCAGGUAGGCAGUGCGAUUAACCCUGUUGUUCUGAUGAACAGACCAUCCGGCUGAGGGUAGUAGGUGAACUUGGUCAAGAUCACAGACAGGAAGUGACAGCAGUGUCUCACCCAGGCCAUGCCUGACACCCACGCUCUUCCACCUUUGUCCCUCGAAGCGCAGCCUGACAGCUUCUGCAGCUGCAUCUAGGAGCAGCCUACAAACCCAGGAAGGCAAAAUCCCAGGCUGCCAGAUACCAAGAGAAAUUUCUAGGGGAAUUGGGCCACUUGGCUCUGUCUUCACUUCCCUGAAAAGCCAAACAGAGAACAGAUUUCUUAUCACACUGUAGCAAGGUAAUGAACUGGAAAAAAGACAGGAGCUACAGACCCAUUUUACAGAGGAGGAGACUGAGGUUCGGAGAGGAUAAGAAGUGAAUUAAUUGUCUGUGUCACACAGUGGUAAGGGGGUAGUGCUGGGAUUUGAAACCAGAUCUGCAGGGCGGAAACUUGUACUCUUUCUGCCAUACCAUCCAAAUGUGGCAGCUCCCCUAAAGCGAAGCAUCUCUUACUUCAGGUACUUAGUACUUAGUUUAUUGAAAAUGUGCAUUCUAAUGUUGCUAAAUGUUCAAAUCUUGCUAGAUAGCAGUAAACAGUGGGCCUGGUUAAUUAGAAGCUGGAAGAACCAUAAGAAAUCCAAAAUUAGUUCACAAUUCCUAAACAUCACAAUUUGGUAAAGCCUGGAGCCACUGUUUCUUCUAGGCAGCGGCUAUGCCCUAUCUUCUGAGAAGAAACUUCAGUAACUCCCUGAAAAGUCAAGGUAAGAGCCCUCUCCUCUGCACAGCCCCAUGGACCUGGGAAAUGAGCUCCCUGGAGGAAAAUGGCCAGUCGCAGUUCUGCGUGUGUCCUUCGUAACCUGCGGGACGUAUCUCAUGUCCUGACUCCCAAAAAGCAUUCCCAGUGCCACUCGGGCCACCCUUAGGACCCAGUAAGUUGUGAUCCAGACAACUGGAACUUGCUGCUUUAAGCGUGCAAAGGUGGCCCUGGUGGCAGCGGUGACGGUGGUGGUAUUUUCAUGUCUUUCUACAUAAAUUGUCCGGAUGUGGUACCCAGUUUCUGGCCUUCAUACAGAAAGUAGGGGACAUCAUUUAGCCUUCCUUGAAGGUUUGGUAGUGACAAGGACAUUAGCUUUGUCCUGGACGAAUGGGAUGUGAGGCUUCCUCCGCACGUGGCCAGGUUCUUUGGGUAUCUGUGUGCUCAUUUCAUUUACUCACCUUGUGGCCCAACCACUGCUCACCAGAGGCUGGCACCUCCUCUCUCCCACUCGGAGUCCAGCCCUCUGCCGUGGAGCUGCUUCAGGUCCCCAGGCAAUUGUUGGAUUGAUCUCCUGUUGUCCCUGUUUUCUGAGCUUUGUCCUCACACACACCAUCAUUCAAACUGUUACAGCUGCAGUCCUAGCAGACAGUGUGUGUCCCUCCUCUACUCACAAACAAUCCUUGGCUCCCGACUGCCUGCAGAAUGAAGUGGGAUUUCUUAGCAUAGCCUGCAGACUUGGGCCAUUUGUUACACACUGGAACCAGCCAGCCCCUGCCAUACCCACCCAAGGAUGCACUUCCUUCCCAUGCCUGGGACAGCGCAGCGGAUGCUGGUUUCAGAGCACGCCACAUGAGCACGUGCCUCCAUGCCCAGGUUCACCCUCCAUGCCCAGGUUCACCCUCCAUGCCCGGGUUCACCCUCCAUGCCCGGGUUCACCCCUCCAUGCCCAUCUCUGUCUUGUGAAGUCCUCCAAGGCCAAGCACGAAGCCUUGCCCCGGGGCUCUCCAUGCCUCCCUGCAACACCCAGCACCUCGAUCCCCAUUUCCAGCCCACUCACUUCUUUGUCCAUCAGCCACCCCACCUCUGUGCCAGCUCGCUCUUUGCACCCCCUGAGCCUCCAGCACACAUUCAGGUCAAUCCUGGGACAGAGCUGCUGCCCAAGGCCCUUUGGGGCUAAUCCCAGAUUCAGAAUCACCAGCCAGGAGGGUGACUUUGCCAGAGAUGACCCCCUGAGGAGCUACCGGCAGGGGUUCCUGGAGAGCUAUGUGUUGGCCAUGAGGGGUUCCCAGCACAUCUCAUAGGCUGAAAUCCAAGUGGAGUUUCUGGUUUGGUUUGGAUUGGAUGGGUUUGGUUUUGAGACAGGGUCUCACUCUGUCGCCCAGGCUGGAGUA
Messenger RNA from Saimiri boliviensis boliviensis (Bolivian squirrel monkey), 4880 nucleotides. It is a transcript of the gene MLPH, whose product is annotated as melanophilin. The record is from RefSeq and is a predicted model, not a curated record. Gene Ontology annotation, molecular function: myosin binding; small GTPase binding; actin binding. Gene Ontology annotation, biological process: intracellular protein transport. NCBI's taxonomy places the organism in Eukaryota, Metazoa, Chordata, Mammalia, Primates, Cebidae. Gene Ontology annotation, cellular component: cortical actin cytoskeleton.